This is a messenger RNA of Planococcus citri (citrus mealybug), 2220 nucleotides long. RefSeq lists its product as uncharacterized. NCBI's taxonomy places the organism in Eukaryota, Metazoa, Arthropoda, Insecta, Hemiptera, Pseudococcidae. The annotation marks the transcript as partial. The record is from RefSeq and is a predicted model, not a curated record. The transcript has 2 exons.
UCGACGCGGUAUACCCGAAAAAAAAACACAUUCUUCGUGUUGUGCGACCUUCAUUACCGCAGCUGCGACAACGGCAGACGCAUAAGCGGAGUACCAUGCUGCGAGCAAGCAAUUAAUAUCGAAGACUACGAUAAAAGCGGAUUCAUCAUCCACGCAGAUACAGUCGGUAAUCACGUGAUACCUAAUCCAAAAUUAUGGACUUCGAAUAUACAUUAUCUACAAACCUUCAUACAGAAUAUCGUCAAACUUGAUAAAAACGGCGGCAGCGGAAGCGUAGAUAGCAUAAAACGCGCGUUUCGUCAAUUCGAAUCCUCUAACUUUAAGGAUAUCGGUUCGUUACCUCCAUAUAGGAGCGGGAAAGAUUCUGUCAUACGUAACAAAGUACAGGGUUUUCGUUGCGAAGGUUUUUAUCAUACAGGUUCUAUUUCUUGCGAAUUGCCCCGAGCUCGAGUUUUAUUGCCAUCACACGUGAUGUACUCGUCGUCGUAUCCAUCGUCGUCAUAUCAAUUCCCACGAAACGUCGCCGGAAGUCGCCAAGAUAUACUUUUAGCUGUAGCUACAGCGACAGCGACAACAAUAACACCGCCACCAGCAAAAAAACAAAAACGAAUGGUCGUAGUAAAACGAGAUCCGGUGCUUAAAACAACAGGAGCACACGUAUGUAUAGGCCAAGAAAACCCAGAUAAAUCGGUUAGUGUCGUUGUAACGUGUGACAGCACAUCAGAGCCGCAAAAUAAAGAUCAAGAUGGAGAUAAAAAUGGAGUACUACAACUUAAACCUUACGACAUACCGACGGCGUGGGAUUAUAAUGCCAGUUUUGCCUACAAAGCCGCAAAUAUGGAACUUAUUACGCGUUACGAUGAUAAUUCCACCAUAAGCGCAAAGCCUCGUUAUUCAUUUUCAGAACAGUCAAAACUACUGCUACGAAAUUGCAAUUUUCAACGGCAUUUUUUGGAAGCGGGAUGCGGAUAUCGCCGUAACGAAGUAAACCAACAGAUGGAUAAAUUACGCGGUAUUAACGCUUCACACGGCGGAUCCAGCAUUACGGUAGACGAUUUACGCCUUGCCACUGACGUAAUUUCAAACGUAUACUUGUCAGGAGCAAAAGGCCACGAAGAAGGUUUGCAAAAUAUGUUACAAAAAGUUGCCCAACAACCUACGCAUAUAUCUUUAGCACAAUCAGCGGACAGUAUGCUAAAACAAAUGAACUUAUAUUUGGAUAACAGCAAAAAAAUCAGCAUCGCUGGAAGAAUGUAUUUUUGCUACAUUUACGGUUACAGCGACGUAUUGGUCUAUGGAGGCCAAUUAGUAGUAAAUAAAAUUGGAAUUGCAAAUACUUUAUGCGAUGUCGCGUUUGCUACCCAAUCACAUUCAACGGCAUCGUAUUUAGAAUGGCUAAAAGACAUUCGACAAAAAAUCAACAAAUGAAAAACCGUCAGUCAUCUACGCUACGUUUUUUUCCAAGUUUUUUAAUAUCUUUAAACCUUUAGUGCUGCGCAAAUACGGAAAAUGAAAUAAAACCAAUUACUUAAACGUGAAAUUUUAUAAUAUUUUUAUAUUUUUUCCAUAAUUUUAAUGUAUUGAUUUCUGUAUAACCGUUGUCGUAUUGCUCUAGAGUAUCAUAAUUCAUUUUGAUAUGCGCGGUUUUCCCCGGGUGUGCAAUACACGACAUCGAAGCGCACACAGAAUAUCCCCUAUAAACAACAACUUUUUGACAAACAUCAAAAAUGUUAAAAUAUACUUCAAUGACAGGUAGUCACAGUGAGUGUUCAAAAUACCGGCAACGUUUCAGGUCACAGUACAUUAAUUUUUUAUAUAAAAUAUUUCAUUCUAACUUUCGCGUUUUGCGUGUGCAAGAACUUUACCGGUAUAUUAACCGCCAUUCUAUGAUUGUCGUGGCUACUUUUAUAAUGAAUUUCUCAUGUAAGACACUGACACAUCACUUGCAAAAAAAAAAAACAAACAGACGGACAAUAAGCGUGUUAAUACGUGAAAAAAAAAGUUUUGACUACAUUCUAUGAUUGUAUCGUGUGACAAGGGCUACCUUUUAUAAUGUUAUAUAAAAUAUUUCAUUCUAACUUUCGCGUUUUGCGUGUGCAAAAAAUUUAUGAACUUUGCCGGUAUAUUAACCGCCAUUCUAUGAUUGUCGUGGCUACCUUUUAUAAUGAAUUUCUCGUAAGACACUGGCACAUCACUUGCAAAAAAAAAAAAAAAAACAAA